This is a messenger RNA of Ostreobium quekettii, 351 nucleotides long. The record is from the annotation of a GenBank genome assembly. Lineage: Eukaryota; Viridiplantae; Chlorophyta; Ulvophyceae; Bryopsidales; Ostreobiaceae.
AUGGAAUGGAACACUAUUCGAUUCAUCACAGGGUGCUCCCAACGGUGCCGCGCAAAGGAAGCCAAGCUGGACACUGUUCAAGUUAACGCAUCUUUGUGCUUGAAAAGUCCGUUUGUGCACGGUUGCGAUGGAUUGGAUGUUUGCACACCGUGGGUGACGACUGUGCUGGUUGGGAUGAACAGAAACACACCACCGCAGCAAGGUAAAAGGGCAGCAGUGCAACAUGAUAAUGGCACAGCUUGGCCAUUGGCGCAUGAAACACCUUCGAAUGUGCGCAGACUUGCAGAAUCGCUUGCCCAAAGGCACAAGGAGGUGGAUCGACUGGCGGGGAGUUUCCAAUUUCAAGGAUAG